AUGAUGUCACAUCAGAUUCCUCAGAAGAUGAUGAUGUCCCAUCAGAUUCCUCAGAAGACAAAGAUGUCACAUCAGAUCCUUCAGAGAAAAAACAUAUUCCCCCAAAUUUCCAUCCAGCACCUCAUAGUGCAGACACGAAAUUUGAUCCCUCAAAACAUGGAAGGAGUGUUGUUGACCACUCAGCUCGUGGCAUUCAUGAUGGUCCCAAACAGGAGAAGCCAUAUCCAUGUUCUGAGUGUGGGAAGAGCUACAGCUCCAAACAAGGUCUUCUGA
This is a messenger RNA of Staurois parvus, 273 nucleotides long. Lineage: Eukaryota; Metazoa; Chordata; Amphibia; Anura; Ranidae. The record is from the annotation of a GenBank genome assembly.